UGCGCAUGCUCUAAUCUAAACGCACACAUUCAUUUUGACGCUUUAGUUUAGAGAUAGCUAUGCUACAAGUGAUGCGUCGCUGUUUUAGAUUUAUCGCGUCGUAAUUACGAAGCUCCAUCAGCAGUCGUGUAAGUCGCGAAGCAAUUUGACCUUCUUUAUGACGUAAUAGAGGAUGACUGUGAGUCUCCAUUUAAUUACCGACAACGACAUAAUAACGUUUAUGACGUCAUAACCAAACAACGUUAAUCACCGACGUUGACCGCGAUCGUUAAACGCGCGAACCGCGAUUAUGACGGAGUUUAUAGAACGUUGCUAUUGUUUGCUGUCGGUCAAACAAUGGCGGAUGAGGGAUGUUUGAAAAUCGUUAGAUAAAAGACAAACAGUGUACCAAUUCCUGGGAUAAAAGACAAACAGUGUACUGGUUCAUGGUAUAAACACCAAACAGUGUACCGGUUCCUGUGAUAAAGGACAAACAGUGCCCCGGAUUUUGAAUUAGCACGAAAAAUCAUAAUGAAAAACCCCUUGGUUUUACCAUGCAAAAGACCUUCCCAAGCGCUGGCAUCCAACGCCCCUUCUUACCCGCACAGACCUUUCGUGUGGUUGAGAAUUUGCAACCCGGUUAUUUGUAUACGUUCACAGUAACUGCAUCAAGGGGGGCGAUGACAAGUGAUAUAGCUGUGCUUAACCAAGACACGAUCCCCCUUCCCCCACAAAACCUUGCCCUUGAGACUUUUGAUCAAAUCGAGCUGAUAAUUGAGAGUCCCUACUUUGAGAACACCCAGUUCACCCUCAAUUUCCCUGGUAUUGAAGCAGUAUGGGAACCUCCUACUGAAGGAUUCUGUGACUGCUAUGAUGCAACUAUAUCACCAAGUGAUGGACAAAUGGCUUUCCCUACCCAUGGAAAUGAAAACAACGCUGGGACCCUGGUUCGUCAAUUCAUCCGUUUGACCCCCGGCAAGACAUACACAAUCACCCUCUACUCCACCACUUGUGGCACUGGAGAGCUGGGAGUCCUCCGUAGUGACCCGAUAACCAGAACAAUCGUCCUCCAACCAUCUGACCCACCCCCUGUGACGGAUGAAACAGGAACAACUAGCACGACACUGAAGUGGCAGAACGGCGUCAUCGUGGGACUGUAUGAUAAUUUUGAGAUCAUAGGAUUGGAAGGAAACGCGACAAUAGCGGAACCCGAAUCACCGAUGGAUCGUCAACGAGAGAUCACCGGACUCAAUUCUUGCACAGAAUAUUCAUUCGAAGUUUUUACUUUAUAUGAAAAUGUUCGAAGCAGAAAUGGACAAAGAUCAACCGUGUAUACAAAACCUGAAGCCGCCAUUAACCUUCGUGUCAUUGACUUUAAUUCGACAUCUCUAUGGUUGUCUUGGAUGAGGGGAAGCCCCCUUGAAGUUGGGGGUUACAAAGUUACGAUCCAACCUCCUGGAAGAACAGUUGCAGUUACUAAAACCAGCCUUAUAGUGACAGGGCUUUCACCAGGCACCAUGUACAAUGUAUCUGUCAUAUCUAGAUGUGUGGACAACUUAUCUGUUGAGAGCGUGCCAGUAUCUAUACAACAUGCUACAGUCCCCUACGUACCACAAGGGGGCAACGUUCGCUGCGAGGUCAACGGACCACUUGAAGGCAACGCAGCGAUACGAACAUCCGUGAUUUCUAUGUCAUGGUCUCCACCGAUAGCCGGGGAUUGGGACGGAUUCGUGAUUGAUUAUUCUCCUUACCAGUUCGAGAUCGGAACCUCGUACCCUCCGUCUCCCAUCGUUGUCGGGAGGAAUGUGUUCAGGGCAAAUAUCACCCUACCAGUAGCUGGUCGUAUUCUCACCAUUUACCUGAGAACUAAACGUGGAAACGUGUUAAGCGUGCCAAACGUGUUGGAUGCUAAUUGUGCUGAUGAAGCCGGUGUCGCCAUCAGAAGAUGCAGAAUCUCAACAGCCAUUGAACCACUCAGAUGGAAUAUUACAAUCACACUGAUCCGUAACGAUACAUACAUGUUUAUACAGAUACCACACCACCCAAUACGUUUUUCACUCAUUCACCAUGAGUUUAAUGUCCCACCAUACAACACAGCGGACUAUGACAUCAUUAUAAGGAAUCCAUGUAUUUCGUAUUAUGAUGCAAAACUUGUGGUUUACCCUGUAUGUCCUGAAGGUUCAGAAAGUCAAUGUAGUACAGUGGUCAGAAGAUUGUGCACGAAACUCACCAGCAAACCACCUCUGACCGGAAACGAUCCAAACCCAGAUCCUCGCCCGUUUAGACCAACACAAGCUUGCUGUAAUGGAAUCGCUUACAACCCAUUUGAGGCCGAUUGCUGUCACAACCAACUUCUCCGAGAGUCCACGAAUAGCAUGGGGUGUUGUUUCACUCGUUGGUAUAAUGUUUCCACCCAUGCUUGCUGUGGGACGGGAAGGGUGAGGUCCCUCACUAAUGGAUGCCAGUAAUCGUCAUCAAAACUUUUGUAAAAUAUGUUCCAGUUACGCUUACACACUAAGUUUUGGAAAAAAUUGUAAAUGAAAAAGUGACAAUUGCCAAUUCGUUGGGUAGUAUAUUUAUUUAUAAAGAUAAUUGCAGAAAAAAUGGAAAUUUACAGCGAAAUAGCUGUUAAAACAUGUUAUAGUAUAAAGUAACACAACUAAUAUUUAUUGUUUCGAAAACGAUAAAGGAAGUCAAAUUAAUGAAAACAAAACAAGUUAUUACAAUCAUUAAAACACAUUUGUUACAAAAUAUAAAGUAUUGGUCCAAAAUCAUGACCAUUAAAUUCAUAAUUGUAAUUUCAAGUUUCAAUGUUCGUGCUUUCUGCUCUUAAAUAGUUUCUUGUUUAAAGCUUUAACAAUAUUUGUUGCUUUCUACCUGUGUGUGAAGCUAGCUCUCUUGUUUGUAAUGCUGACUAAUGCUUGCUAAAGUCUCAUCCAAUUAGACAGAAGUUUUCAAUUGGUAUUUGUUCCCAGUUUGUAUGUCUAGGUAAUUUAAUAUAGGAUGGCAUUUCACUUAUGUACGUUUCGAAAUCAUCAAUAAAUUGGCAACAAAUCGCUA
Molecule: messenger RNA, 3039 nt
Organism: Ciona intestinalis (vase tunicate)
Lineage: Eukaryota; Metazoa; Chordata; Ascidiacea; Phlebobranchia; Cionidae
Source: RefSeq, a predicted model, not a curated record